UAAGUAGAAAUAUAUUUAUAUAAAAUCACCCCGUCAACAGAGCCCUCUCCUCUACCUGUAUAUGAAUUUCACACACACAUGGAGAUAUAGAGAGAGAGAGAGAAGUAAGAGUUCUUGGAUUCUAGAGAGAGAGAGACACUGCUUUUGGUCAAAUCUUGAAAAACUGGCCUCGUCUAUGCCGUACUGGGCAGCCAUAGGAAACAUGAGAGAUCUAGUUGAAUAUUUGAAACUGGAAUAAACUUUUCUUUUACAACUCUUUAAGGUAAUAAGUUUUUAUGUUGUUUCAAGAAGUCACGUAUACCAGUUCUAUUUGAGCAUUAUUUUAUAUUGGUAGCCAAAAGGAAUAUCUAUAAUCUAUACCCACUCAACCCUCAAUAUUCUACUCCUACAAACUCAAAAACGAGCUUUUGUAGCCUCCCAAAAUUUGGCUUCUGAUGAGACAGUACUGAUCAGAAUUCUGAAAACCCAUCAACUAUCUUCCUCUCUAAUCUUUCUUUAACCGACCAUCUCUUUUUGGUUUUCUAUCUUUUUUCCUCUUUGGGGUUAGUUUUCAGUUUUUCAUCGGUAGAGAAAUGUGGAAUCUCAAUGAUUCACCAGAUCAAACUAGGGGGGAUGAAUCCGAGGGUUAUUCGGAUGACAAGCUUAAAGGGGUCGGAUCUGUGUCUAAUUCAAGCUCGUCGGCGGUAGUUAUCGAGGAUGCUUCAGAAGAUGAAGAUGCAGAAAGAGGUAGAAAGAAAAGGAGCAGCAAAAUAUUUGGUUUUUCUUUUGCUCAUAACGAUGAUGACACGGAUCCAUGCUCGUCGCCGGUUACCCGGCAGUUCUUUCCGGUCGAUGAGUCUGAAACUGGGGCUACAUCAAGCGACCGACCACUCAAUUUACCAAGAGCUCAAUGGUUUGGAGUUAAAUUCUGUAAGUCUGAAUCCCAAGGCGGCGGUGGAGGUGGUUUUGGGAAGUCUGCAGCGGCUGAGGUUGCACAGCCACUCAAGAAAAGCCGCCGGGGGCCUAGGUCUCGUAGCUCUCAAUAUCGUGGGGUUACCUUUUAUCGGAGGACUGGCCGGUGGGAGUCACACAUAUGGGAUUGUGGAAAACAAGUUUAUUUGGGUGGAUUUGAUACAGCACACGCGGCAGCUCGUGCAUAUGAUAGGGCAGCCAUUAAGUUCCGUGGAAUGGAAGCAGACAUAAACUUUAAUCUAGAAGAUUACGAAGAAGACCUAAAACAGGUACUUCAUUUGAAGAGAGAGGGGGGGGGGGGGGGGGGGGGGGGGGGGGGGGGAUAUGUUUAUUUGGGUCUGUUUGAUACUGAAGUCGAAGCUGCCAGGGCUUAUGAUAAAGCUGCCAUCAAGUGUAAUGGGAAGGAUGCUGUUACAAAUUUUGAUCCCAGUAUUUAUGAUGAAGAACUCAAAGGUGCAGAAUCUUCUAACAACACAGCAGAUCACAAUCUAGACUUGAGUUUGGGGAAUUUAGCCUCAAGGCGUAGCAGCAAAGAAAUGGAAGACAAUAGUCGAGAUCAGCAUUGUUCGACAAUGCCAUUUGAAUUUGAUUGGCGACACCAGGGGUCGCGAUCAGAGCUUAGUUUCCAGAAUCAACCGAGCCCAGUUGACAGAAGAGACCGAAGAGAUGGAUAUAAUGAAACCGAUACUUUACGGCUUCUAAGCCAAACGCACAUUCACUCUCCCAGUUCGUUGACGGCUAACGAAAUGCACCAAUAUGGACAGUUCACGAAAGGCCACGAUCCCCGCUUUCUUCAAAUGUUUGCACCAUUUGGCUCCCAAAAUUUUCAAAUUCAGUAUCCGAGCAGCAGCAAUGUUGGUGGUGGUGGAACUACGGGCAAUGGAGGAGAAAUUUCUCCCUCAACAAAUGAUCAGCAGUGGCAGACAUAUUCACCUCAAUUAUUUGCUACUGCUGCAGCAUCAUCAGGAUUCCGACAGCAAAUACUGAAACCUCAAAAUUGGCUGCAGAAAAAUAGUGUCCACCCAAUUACGAGACCCUCAUAGUCGGCAUAUUCUCGUUUUCUGGCAGGUCAUUGUCUUCUAAUUCUGCCAUCAAAAGAUCUCCAUUUUCUUUGAAGUCUGUAAAAAUCCUAAUCAGGGACAAAAAAAAAUUAUGAUUAGAAUCUGAAACGAGGUGGAGAAAUUUGGAAAAAUCAAAUGUUAAUUGGUCCAAACUAAUGGCAAAAAAUCUUGGAUAAGAUCUUCUGCCUUGUUUUCAACGAACAGUUUUCAAUGCGUUGCGAAAAUUCUUUGAUGGCCUGAUUUGGUGGCACUCUAUAUACCUCCAUUUUAGAUACCCCUCGACUAGAAGGCUUGGACUACCGUAACGACUCUAAUUCUAGAGUUCGACUCAUGGUUGUAUAGCUAUUUCAACGCGAUAAGUUUUUCCAAUAUGCUUGCUAAUAAUGCACCCUUUUAGAUGUGAUCUUCAUUACAACUGAGGGAUUUGGAAGGAGUAAUGCUAUUUGUAGUCCUUCAUCGUCGUAGUUUUUUAUGUGGUAUAUAUGUGGUGGAUAGUGAUUUGA
Messenger RNA from Olea europaea var. sylvestris, 2515 nucleotides. Its product is annotated as floral homeotic protein APETALA 2-like. Bases 573 to 1994 code for a protein of 473 amino acids. Gene Ontology annotation, biological process: regulation of DNA-templated transcription. NCBI's taxonomy places the organism in Eukaryota, Viridiplantae, Streptophyta, Magnoliopsida, Lamiales, Oleaceae. Gene Ontology annotation, molecular function: DNA binding; DNA-binding transcription factor activity. The record is from RefSeq and is a predicted model, not a curated record. The transcript has 9 exons.